AAUGGGUUCUUCUAUAUGUGUUAAUUGUACCAUUAAAACUGAAGAAUCAGAAUUACAAUCAUUACCAUAAGUCUAAUAAAUCAUAUUUGAGUAUACAGAUUAUUAAGAUUUUACUUAAAUUUCUAAACCUCAAGAAUAACUUUAAUAAUUACCAGAAACAGAUACUUCAAAAAACUUACCAAGUCCUUAAUUGAAAGGUAUUUUGAAGCACUAUUUCUAACAAAAAUAAGAUCUUGGAAAUCUUAUUUAAGAUAAUAAUUUGCCAACAAUUACUAUUUAAAAGAAAAAAGUCAAAUUUAGGAAACCAUCAAAAUCUGUUUAAAAGGAUUGA
This is a messenger RNA of Paramecium sonneborni, 331 nucleotides long. Lineage: Eukaryota; Ciliophora; Oligohymenophorea; Peniculida; Parameciidae. The record is from the annotation of a GenBank genome assembly.